Zasmidium cellare ATCC 36951 is the source of this 1209-nucleotide messenger RNA. RefSeq lists its product as uncharacterized. Gene Ontology annotation, molecular function: transmembrane transporter activity. Gene Ontology annotation, cellular component: fungal-type vacuole membrane. Gene Ontology annotation, biological process: transmembrane transport. The record is from RefSeq and is a predicted model, not a curated record. Bases 1 to 1209 code for a protein of 402 amino acids. Lineage: Eukaryota; Fungi; Ascomycota; Dothideomycetes; Mycosphaerellales; Mycosphaerellaceae. The transcript has 5 exons.
AUGCCGCCUCCGCCUGUGGACUCUGGAUGGCUAUGCUGGCUCCAAGUCGUGGCAUCGUUCGCCAUGUGGGUGAACUCAUGGGGAAUUGUCGCUAGCUUCGGAGUGUUCCAAACGUAUUACGAGAUCACGAACCUUUCGAACAAAUCGUCAAGCCAGAUUUCCUGGAUUGGCAGUAUACAAGGAUUCUUGUUGUGCUUCGUGGGACCGUUAUCAGGGGGCUUGUUUGAUGCUGGGUGGUGCAAGGCCCUGGUCAUUGCGGGACACUUUCUCGUUGUUUUUGGGCUCAUGAUGACGAGUAUCUGCGAAGAGUAUUGGCAGGCUGUGUUGGCACAAGGCAUCGUCGUCGGGCUAGGCAUCGGCAUGCUGUACAUUCCCAGCACUGGCAUCGUGCCCCAAUACUUUGUCAAGAAGCGAGGACCGGCUACCUGCCUCGCAGCUACCGGUAGUGCUGUCGCAGGCGGCAUCAUAUAUCCCAUCAUCUUCCGCGAGCUCCAGCCUAAAAUCGGUUUCGGAUGGGCAGUGCGUGUUCAAGCCUUCGUUGCCCUCUUCCUUGGUGUCGUAGCCAGUGCCGUGAUCAAGAACAAAUCACCUCCUGUCAAACCGAAACAACUGAUCGAUCCCGAGUUCCGGCGCCACACCCCAAUGGUGCUAUUCACGGCUGGCGCAUUCUUCCUUCUCUUAGGACUCUUCGUUCCAGGGAACUAUAUCGGUGUAUAUGGUCUAUCAUCGGCAGGACUCAGCGAAGACAUGGCCUUCUAUGUGGUAGCAAUCAUGCAGGCAGGUAGUGUUGUUGGCAGACUGCUCCCAGCACUAUGGGUGGACAAAGUUGGAGCUGUAAACGUACUCGUUCCUGCCAUGCUUGCAAGUGGCAUCCUCACACUCUGCUGGAUUGCGAUCAAGAAUGAGCCGGGUUUAAUCGUAUUUGCGAUUCUUUUCGGAGCCGGCUUCGGUCUUGUCUUUGCCAUGAUGCCGCUCUCGGUUGUGAUGCUCUUGAAAGGGGAUAUGAAGAAGUUUGGGACGUAUCUUGGGAUGGUGAUGUUCUUUUCAUCCCCGGGGUUGCUGAUCGGCAACCCUGUUUCUGGCGCGAUCGAAGACGACUCCGAUUACACUGGAUUGCAGGCGUUUUCUGGUUGCAUUAUGUUUUUGGCGGCAUCACUGUUUCUCGCAGCUCGAGUCUCUGCAGUCGGAUGGAAAAUUGUUAAGAUUUAG